AUGGAAUCCCGAUAUGCCGAGGAACAAGAGUAUACAAGGCGCGGCGACGACCCGGCGACGACCCGGCGACGAUCCGGCAUCGACCUGUUUAAAACCGUGGCGUCUUCAUUUUUGGCAUCCGGCAGCACAGUUUUCUUUGAUGCUGCCGUAGAUAACAUGCAAACCACGUGUAUGCAGGAAGUAACGAUGAACAGUACAUUCCACAAAGAAACUGGAGAAGAGUCAAUACUUGACAAAGUCUUCAAGGUCGUCUGUCCAAGUGGCUGCCGUAGAAAAGGCGACUGUGUCGAUGGUCAGUGUAAAUGUCAUGCAAAUUACUCGGGGUCGGACUGUUCAGUUGACCUCAAUUCUCCCCCACAACUAACGGGGGUGGACUUCGACGGUCUAUGCGAUGUAAAUGAAGAUCCUUGCACUGCUAUAUCUCUGGUUGGGGGCACGUUUGUCAAUAGUGCCAGCACAACCUGCAUAUUUAGAGACGUUGAUGAGAAUGGUGGACAGACUAUGGAAACUUCUGACGGGCCUGUAGACGUGUCUGUUGUAACAGCAAACUUUGAAAAUUUGUUUGAACUCUCUUGCCGUAUACCAGUUCGACGCACAAAGCGAUCUGCUCUAGGAGUUUCGGCUGAAGAUAAACCUUCUGCUUACCACGUGUCCGUCUCCAACAAUGGCGUUGCUUACAGCGAGGAGAGGAUUGUCGGCAUCUACAACUCCAUUUGUCAGACUUGCACACUCUCUGACACGUCAUUUCACUUGCAGCAGCUGCAUGAGAACGUCGGUCGCGUGGAUCCUAACCAUGUUACCAGUCUACAUCAUAUAUUUUUGAAACAAUAGAAAAACAAAUAUCGUUUUAAAAACGUAUACUCAAUUCCAAAACAAGAACUCCAAAUAGCCCUGUCUUCUUAGAGCUUGAACGAUUACCUAUCUCUGUUAUAUGUAAAUAGAUAAUAUUGAUGUAGUUGAACGAUUACCUAUCUCUGUUAUAUGUAAAUAGAUAAUAUUGAUGUAGUUGAACGAUUACCUAUCUCUGUUAUAUGUAAAUAGAUAAUAUUGAUGUAGUUGAACGAUUACCUAUCUCUGUUAUAUGUAAAUAGAUAAUAUUGAUGUACUUGGAUAAAACUAAUCCAUAGCAACGAUUUUCUUGUGUGGACUAUUUAGUAAAAAUGCUAAUACUGUACUAAUAUUUGCUAUUUGCUGGUCAUCGGAGAUUUUUAAUACCGAUUUGUGCGGCGUUCGUCCGUCUGUCCGUCCAUCUAUUGAAGUUUGUUUUCUAGAGUUUUGAAUGGAUUAUUCUAACCUGUUGUAUUAUGAUACUCUUCUGCCCUUUUCACAAACUAAUAGAGAUAUAUUUUGUAAGUUUAGAUUUUAAUUAAAUUAUUUUAAAAUGUAAAUAGAAACUUUGAAAGUCUGUCUUCUAGUGUUUUGAUUGGAUUGUUCUAAAACUUGGUACUAUGACUUUGUCGCCACAAAAUAAUAGUAAAAUAUUUUCGAUUUGUUCUUUCUAUUAUAUUUUUAAAGUUUAACAUUGAAAAUGUAAAAGCAAAUGUCUCGAACAGAUUUUUGAAUGGAUAGUUCUAACACUCAGUAUAAUUAUUGUUAAGGGUAGUAUUCACAAAAUAACAGAGAUAUAUUCUGAAAAUUAUUAAUUUUAAAAUUUUAACUAGACAUUUAGCACUGGAGAAACAAAGGUGUACUUUUUUGUAUAGAGUUUAAUUGGGUAGUUCUAAAACUCUGGAUAAUGAUUCUUCACAAAUUAAUUGAGAGAUAUUUUUUUAAUUUAAAAUAUUUGCCUUUUUAUUAAAUUUUAACAUUAAAGCUUAUUAAAUCUAUCUUCUUGA
Molecule: messenger RNA, 1835 nt
Organism: Gigantopelta aegis
Lineage: Eukaryota; Metazoa; Mollusca; Gastropoda; Neomphalida; Peltospiridae
Exons: 5
Coding region: 1-831 (276 amino acids)
Source: RefSeq, a predicted model, not a curated record